GCUCCGGCGCUGCGGCAGUUGCCAGGGGAGAUAGGAGGGGAGGGGUUUUGAUUGGCUGAAGUGGGCCUGUUGCUAUGACGACGGCGAGGGGUUUGGUAGCGUUGCCGUGCGCUGUGUGAUCCGCGCGUUGCGUGCAUGGAGGAAGCAGCUGCUGAUCUGAUCUCUGACAUUGUGCGAGACAGACAUCUGAAUAAACUGCGCACAGACGCGUCCGUAAACACACCUCACCAAGGCACGCCGUGCAUGAUUACCUCUUUGGUUUAAUGGGUCCAAUCAUUGGGAUGUCACCAGAUAAGAAAACGGAAAUUCCGGGUAUGCAAGAGGAGCGGACAGGGCUCAGAGGUGUUUGUGAUGUGGGAACACUCCCGGAGGCGGAGUGUGCGUCAAGUCCGCUAGCGACCAGCGUGGAUCGCACUGGAGGUACUGAGGAUGAGGAGCUCACCAACCUCAACUGGCUGCACGAGAACCUGCUUCAGAACUUCACUCUGGGAGGUCCGGAAGCUCAGCCCAGCGGCAGCCCGCUCUUGGACAUAGAGGGAGACUACGGGUCCAACCAUGGCCCAUCGUCGUCGUCCUCCUCCUCGUCACACAGCAGAGGCAGGGAGCGGGACUCGUUGAAGUCCAAGCCCCCUUUCUCGUUUUCUCUCCUCAUCUACAUGGCCAUCGAGCAGUCUCCCAGCAAAUCUUUGCCUGUUAAAGAAAUCUAUGGCUGGAUUCUCGAGCACUUCCCUUAUUUCUCCAAUGCUCCCACUGGCUGGAAGAACUCAGUUCGUCACAACUUGUCCCUGAAUAAAUGCUUCCGCAAGGUCGAGAGGAGUUUGGGAAAGGCCAAUGGAAAAGGUUCUCUCUGGUGUGUUGACCCUGAGUACCGCCCCAAUCUGAUCCAAGCCCUUAAGAAGCAGCACUUCCCUGCCGCACAUGCCUUCUGCACACCGCCCGCCUCCCCACCCAGUGCCUCCUCACCCCCUCGCCAUCUCUUUCUACAAGGCUGCUCAUUCAAAGAGUCUGACAUUGAUGCUGCCACUGCCAUGAUGCUCUUAAACUCUGCCCCCGGGCACCACGUUGACCCAUGCAAUUCUGACAGCCCACUUGACCUCUCCCGACCCGACUCUGUACUGGUGAGCAGUGAUCCAAAGCAGGACCACAACUACAGCAGCGUAGCCCUGCAGCGCUGCUCCUCCCGGUCCUCCUCUUCGUCUCUUUCCUCCCUGGACGAAGGAGGCUGUGACCGCAGGCAGUCCCACCGCGCCGGCAGCGAGGGCUUCCACAGCGACGAGGACUCCGACCUCUGGGACGAGAGGGGCGUCCACCAGACUUCUCGACGUCCACCCGCCAUCAAGUGGCCCGCCGGCAAGAGGGCGCGGCGUGAGGUCAAGCCAGAGCUGGAUGAGGAGCUGAAGGAAGCCGCCGGGUCCUUGCUGCACCUCGCUGGUAUACGCAGCUGCACGGAGGGCUCCAAACGCACUGUCAAGAGCACAAAACUUAACAGGAAAUAAAGAUUACCUUUGCCCCCGUCAGACUCCGGACCCUGUGAACCCUAACCUCUGACCCCUGAUCGUGUGCCCGAGUGUGCCUCCUUCUCCUUAUCUGAUCGUUCAUUGGCCAUUUUGAGCCUUUUUUUGUUUGGGAAUAUCCCUGUCCAACAAAACAAAUGGCAAUAGUAUCGUUCACACAGGAGAACAAAGCCAUAUAGAGACUUUUGUACCUCGGGGUGACUGCUGGGGGUGGUUGUUUGGGCUGUGGAGAAAACAUCAAGAAACCUAUCCAAAAUGACCUGCCUGCUUCUGUUGGAUUAGAAGAUUGUGAUUCAAGAUUUUCUUCUCAAAAAAGACAAAAUGGGAAAAGCUGAAGGUUUUAUAACUCAAAGCGUUGCAUGCUUCCUCCUCAAACCUGUAUCCUCUUCCAAGUGAAUCUAUUUAUGAAGCGAAUGAGUGCAUGUUUGUAACAGACAAAACCUAACCUCCUGGUGUUAUCAUUUUCUCCUGUUUGUGCUAAAGAAAAAAAAAUGCCACUGUUUUGAAAGGAACUCCUGCUCCAUGAAUCCUCUUGUAAGAGAGAUGCAAUAAUUAUCCACAACCUUAACUUUCUUUGACUUUAUUUCAUGGUGGCAUUUUUAAGAGUUGAGUAUGCUAGUUGAACUUUACAAUUAAGAAAAUGAAUGGAGUAGUACUAUUAUCUUGUUAUGCGAUAAACUUAUUACACACAAGCUCUGGCUCUAUUUCAGGAUUAGCAAGAUGUGGAAAUAGUAUUACUCUGCCACUGCCAAAUUUAGUUGCAAAGUUAGCUAUACUACUUCGCUCCACUUUGUGCGGCCAUUACAGUGCUCUACAAAAUGAAAGCUCUUUUCUUUUUCUUUUCUUUUCUUUUCGCAAAUCAAUUGUUCAUCCUGUUGAUCCCCUUCAUUCAUCAGUGUGUUUUUGACAUUUAUUGUGCAGACAUAUAUUCACAUGUUUGGUGACAGCCUAUGCAAAGUGAACAUCUGCCACUUAUUGCCAGAUGUUCACUGCCUGUUCAUAGGUUAUCCUCCAUAGAUUUUAUUUUGUGUGUGUGCGUGUAUCAUAGUGCAUGUCGACUUCAGCCUAAACCUGAGAUAUGACUGUCUUGACCGAAAGAGUUUAAAAUAGUCAAACACUUUUGGCUCUACUGACAAAGUAAUCAUACUCCGAUGAAUGUGAUUGGUGUAAUGAACGAUCUCCUUGCUACAGCUGUAUUGUAGGGCUGCUUGGUACUCUGCUUGCUACUGGUCCUUUUUCAAUGCAGAGCUGGUUAAUAAUCAGAAAAAGGAGCGUACGGGAAAUUAACGCAGCUCCACUAUUUGGGUUUUCAGUUCUCCAGUUUUUUUGUUGUUGUUUUUUUUAACCAUGUACUUUAGAAAAUGGCAACAUUUUACAGCUAAGUUUCUGUUGAUCCUGUGGCAAAGCUAAUUCACAACUUGAGGGAGGGUGUGGCUGUUUUGGUAAAAAAAAAAAGAAAAAGAAACGGUGCAGAUCAUGGUGCAUAUUCCAGUGUAAACGAGAAGGGGGCCGUCUAUGGCCAGAGAGAACUAGAGGUUUGAAGCUCUUAUGUUGUGCCCACAGUUCUGUCUGGCUACAAGUGUUUCGUCCUUGCUCUUCCUCCUCGAACAAAAUAAGGAAGUGCACGCUCUCUUCUCAAGCUGUGAAAUGGAGUGUUUAUUGUCAGUUGAUUGCAUGCAGUUCACUGAGGGGAAGUUGCGAGCCGCUUGUGCAAAAGGCCACAAUUCUCAUUUGAGCUUUUAAAAAGGCUGUAUAGUGGCAGCGUACAAUACAAGGUAGCAUGGAAGCUCAGAGGGGCAACAAACAGAACAUCGUAAUAUUUCUUCCCACAGCACUAGAUCACAUUGUCACAGUGACUGUUAGUAUAGCAUGCAUGGUCAGUGCCAAACAUUUUCUUGUGCCACUGAUGUAAAAGUACAAAGAGCAGUGGUAACUUUAUUCGCCUGCAACAAUGCAGUUGUGAGAGUAACAAUGCCCUAGUUUUCUGAAUCAUCUGAACAGGAAACGGGAGAGGACACUGGUCAGUACAGUGUCUUAACCAGUCUCUUGGGUUAUUUUUGUAGCUUUAGAGUGGGAACUGCUCUUAGCAGAGUAAGCUGCAGUUCUCAGAAGUAAUACUUGCAUACACUGGUCUUGUUUAGCUGUGAAAAAAAGAACAAGUUAUUGUUCAUUAAUCAUCACCUUAUUUAUGACAUUAAUUUAUGGGAUUAUUGAAUGCAAAGUCUAUCAAACACUGGUCAUUUGAAACGAGUGACUAGGCACAGUUAUUGUUCUCCCUUUGUAAACACCGCUUAAUAAGUAUUUUGUUUUUCUCCUUGUCUUAUUUUACAGCAAUACACCUUUUUUUCACUAUGUUAUAGUGAUUAAGUAUUUUGCCAAUGUCUAUUGUUUUUAGAGCGGGUGUUUUUUUUUUUUUUUCAAUCUAACCAUGACUGCCAGGUUUUCUUGAUGUUUUGUUUUGCUUUUUUGUUAGGCUGGAUAGUUUAUUAACAUUGAUCCUGAAACCUUUUGUUGCCAAAAUUGAUGCACAGCUGUGGUAUAAAAUUUAAGAUGGACACAUUCCCCAUGUACUGCAGAAGUUCAUUGACGAAGAUUGAAUCAUUUUCUUUUUUUUUUAUACAUUUGUCUCAAGUUAAUGUUUAGAUAUUGUGACUAAGUUGUCACAUUGAAUAUUGGCUCUCGGUCUCAUCACAGAUUGGAGCCUUAAAAAAAAGCGACUGCCACUCAUAACUCAUGCUUCCAGGUAUUGUUAUGGGAUGUUGAAAUGUUCAGAACGUCAGUAAAAACUAAAUCAGACUCGUAUGACAUGAGUCAGGUCUGUGGAUGAGCCUCUUAAACAUUUAGGCGUCCAACUCAAAACCCAGUUCCUUCAUUGCUCGACAGCUGUUGAUGACUAUUGAUUAUGCGAUUCUCAAAAUUUCUGUUGCAGUUCUUAAGGGUAUGAUGAACAUUUUUGUUGCAUUUGACAAAGUUGCCAACCCAGUAUCAGUUUGUGUCAGUUGUCUGCCAUGUCUAUUGGACCGACAAACCUUUUGGUUUUUGUAUGCUAACCUCUGUUGAUAAAAUGUUUAUAAGAUUUAUUUUCGCCAAAGAUAUGCAAUUGCAUUAUAUAUGGUAUUACAAAAUAUUAAUAAAAACCUGUUCUUGUUUU
This is a messenger RNA of Cyclopterus lumpus (lumpfish), 4665 nucleotides long. RefSeq names its product forkhead box N2a (gene foxn2a). NCBI's taxonomy places the organism in Eukaryota, Metazoa, Chordata, Actinopteri, Perciformes, Cyclopteridae. Gene Ontology annotation, cellular component: nucleus. Gene Ontology annotation, molecular function: cis-regulatory region sequence-specific DNA binding; DNA-binding transcription factor activity. Gene Ontology annotation, biological process: regulation of DNA-templated transcription. Bases 264 to 1496 code for a protein of 410 amino acids. The transcript has 6 exons. The record is from RefSeq and is a predicted model, not a curated record.